Anoplopoma fimbria (sablefish) is the source of this 3169-nucleotide messenger RNA. It is a transcript of the gene bhlhe41, whose product is annotated as basic helix-loop-helix family, member e41. Gene Ontology annotation, cellular component: nucleus. The record is from RefSeq and is a predicted model, not a curated record. Lineage: Eukaryota; Metazoa; Chordata; Actinopteri; Perciformes; Anoplopomatidae. The transcript is spliced from 5 exons. Bases 137 to 1405 code for a protein of 422 amino acids. Gene Ontology annotation, biological process: anterior/posterior pattern specification; regulation of transcription by RNA polymerase II; regulation of neurogenesis. Gene Ontology annotation, molecular function: RNA polymerase II cis-regulatory region sequence-specific DNA binding; DNA-binding transcription factor activity, RNA polymerase II-specific; protein dimerization activity.
UCCACUGGAGGACACGCACUGUGCAGCAUCUCUCUCUCAGCCGUCCGUGUGUGUGUGUGUGUGUGUGUGUGUGUGUGUGGGUCGUGGAAAUAACAACCAUCCCCCCCCAAAAAAGAAGCUUAGGAGCGGACAAACCAUGGAUGAAAGAAUACCGCAUCUACAGGACAGGCAGUUUAUGGAGCACGCAGAUUUCUUGGGGGUGGAUUACCCCUCUCUCUACAUGUGCAAAUCCAAAAGAGGGAUAAAAAGAGAGGAUGGUGGGAAGCAGGACGCAUACAAGUUACCACACCGGUUGAUCGAGAAGAAGAGGAGAGACAGAAUAAACGAAUGUAUUGGUCAGCUGAAGGAUUUGUUACCCGAACACCUGAAGCUGUCGACGCUCGGGCAUUUGGAGAAAGCGGUCGUCCUGGAGUUAACGCUGAAACAUCUGAACGCACUGACUGCUGUCACUGAGCAGCAGCACCAGAAGAUCAUUGCUCUGCAGAACGGUGACCGGUCGAUGAAAUCCUCUAUUCAUGCCGAUCUGGACGCGUUCCAUUCCGGGUUCCAGGCCUGUGCCAAAGAGGUCCUGCAGUACCUGAGUCAGUUUGAGAACUGGACGGCUCGGGAGCAGAGGUGCGCUCAGCUCAUCGGCCACCUCCACAAGGUGCUGGCGCAGUUCCAGCCCGGCGCACCGACACUCCAGCACCAGCUGCCCGCCGCCGGGGACGCACAGGACGGGCAGAAAGCCGAGAGCCAAGCCAACUGCGUCCCGGUCAUCCAGAGGACCCAGGGCGGGGAGCUCAACGAGAACGACACCGACACGGACAGUGGAUACGGGGGCGAAGCCGAGAAGAGCGACGGCAAAGAGAAAGAAUGCGAGCGCGUGAAAGCAGUGAAGAUCAAGCAAGAGUUUGGAGAUGAUCGCCUCGCCAAAAAACCAAAGAUGAACUGGGCUGGGAACGGGUCAGUGGGCACAGACCCCACUAGGCCCGAUCUGGCGUUUAUGAACUCUCUGAUGGGAAUAAGCGGUGUGGGACAGCAGACACCCAUUUGCAUGCCUUUCUACUUCAUCAACCCCUCGGCCGCGGCGACUUAUAUGCCUUUUUUCGACAAAAGCAACAUUGAGAAGUACGUGUACCCGGCUCUCGCGUCCCCGUUCCCCUGGCUCUACCCGGCACACGCCGCAGCAGCAGCCGCCGCGGCCGCCGCUUUCCCCGGCUUGUCUGUGCACGUCGGAGGCUCUGCUCAGUCCGGUGACGUCCACAGUCCGGACAGCGACGAGUCACGCGAGGCUGAGUUGGGUUCCCCAGACGAGCGCGAGGACAGUCCCGCGAGUGACUACGAGGAGGAUGACGUAGCUGAGACGUCCCCAGAGAGCAAGAAGAGUCCUCACGACCCCUUCUCUGCUUGUCAAACCAGCUAAUUCCCUUAGUCCGUGUUACCUCCCCCCUGCACUCUGCCGGGGAGGUUUUAUGGAUUUGCUUUUUUUUAAAAAGUUAGUUAUAAAACGAGGUUUCACUGUUAAGAGUUUCUCGUGUACAAUAUCUCGGCGAAACAGGGGACAGUUGUGACUUGAGUGUGCCUUUUGCACUUAUGCUAGAUUAGUCAAAACUAAAUGAUUAUCGACAAUGAUUGAAAUUAAUACGCGGCUGGGUUGUGCUGGAGUUAAGUUUUUUAUCCUCUUUGAUAAAAAAAAAUAAUAUUUUAAAGUGGCAGCAUUGGUGCCAAAACUUUGAGUACUACAACAGUGCGCAGUAUCCCAAUCAGCGUGUCUCUUUGGAUGUAUGACGUUUCAACUGACCUCUGCCAAGGUCAAUAAGAGCUUGGCUGACUCUGACUGUAAAUAUUAUUACCAGGAAGACGGUCUGAUUCAUUACCAUGUACAUGGGGCUGUAAAAGAAGUGCCCCCGGAAGUGGAACGCCCACUGUACCUCAUCCCCAACUUUGCAGUGGGUUGGCUGAUUAGGAGGCACAUGACUGUCCCUCCUGAGAGUAAAUGAAUGGUAUCUCCAUCAUUAACAAUGCAUACAAAGAACAGCUACUUUACACAUAAUAAAGAUAAUAAAUGGUGAAAUUAUGGGAAAGGUAUUAUGCCUGGUUGCCCUCAACUCAUUUUACAAAUCUACAGAGUUCAUUUACUUGUUUGUUCUUGUAAGGAAAGAAAAAAAAACAACAACACUGAAAUCAUUCAGAAUAAAUGAAAGACGAAAGCCUUCAUUUACAAGGAGCUGCUUGACCUGAUAUUGUACGUCCCCUGAAUGAGGCAUUUCAGCACCGAGAUGCGGUGACCUCCUGUACCUCCAAGAAACAUUGUAGGAUAGCACCUUAUAGAUCUUUGAUAUUGAAUGUACCUGUAUUUUCCCAGCUGUUAAAGUUUGUAUGUAGGAUGAUCUUUACUCUUUGAGACGUAAAGUGCACUUUUUCUGCUCUUACUCUCCCAAACAGUCACCUCAUAAUCUUGAGAGUCAAUCACUGUAGUUCUCUUAGAACCUUUUUAUUGUGUUGAGCUGUCUUGAAAUAAUAAAAAAAGUGAUUUCAUUUUAAAAAAGAGGUCAGAGAUACCACGUGCUUUGUGAUGCUUUCAUGCAGUAAAGUGGUCAUUAAGUCAUUUGCCUGAUUUGACAAACCACUGCUUAUUUCUGGCUCUUUCAAAGCAAAAUUAUUCAAAUCAUAAUCAGAUUUGAAAACCCAUGACACACCAGACUAUCCAGGAUUCUGUGUUUGUGUGCUAUCAUUAUGUAAAACCUUGAUUUUCAAAAAUUUUACAAGGGUGGAAAAGCAGCUGUGGUCAUGUGACCAUCACUUAUGACCAUUGUCAUUUUAGGAACUUUUAACUUUAUCUUGGCCUGUUUUCUAAGAGAUUAAUUCCUGAAAGUAUAGUGAUAUUCAGAUUUUUUAAGUAUGACACGUGAAACAGAUGAUUUUCAUUGCAUUUUGCAUUCAUGACAUUGCUUUUGUAGUUUACUUCAGCUGGUUUUGCCUCACGUCUGUUAUCAACUGUUAUAUAAAGUGGCAUGUGUGUCUGUAAAUAUUUUUUUGUGAAUAUACCAUAAAGUAUACAUGUCUAUGUCACUGUUGUAGAUUUUUUUUAAAGAUUUAACUGAGCAACUGUUGCACAUUUCGUUAAUGCUUUACACAUAUGCUGUUAUAAAUUAAGGCUGAUGAGUUGUAAAAUAAAUAUCAAAAC